Malurus melanocephalus (red-backed fairy wren) is the source of this 8562-nucleotide messenger RNA. RefSeq names its product limbic system associated membrane protein (gene LSAMP). Gene Ontology annotation, cellular component: neuron projection. The transcript has 8 exons. NCBI's taxonomy places the organism in Eukaryota, Metazoa, Chordata, Aves, Passeriformes, Maluridae. Bases 199 to 1251 code for a protein of 350 amino acids. The record is from RefSeq and is a predicted model, not a curated record.
GAAGCCAGCAAGAGACUGAAAAGAGCAAGAGAAAGUGGCAGCUGAGAAGGACUGUGAAAUCACCUCCCCUUUCUUGGGCUGUCGAUCASAGCGAGAGUUGUACAUUAUUAUUAUUGUUUUUCUUUCUACGUCUAUCUGUCCACAUACACAGGCAGAGAAAGAGACAAGUACUGACAGUGAAACUCGACGAGACCAGCCAUGGUAGCAAGGGCUCAGCCUGAUCGGAAACAAUUACCGCUGGUCCUACUGAGAUUGCUUUGCCUUCUCCCUACAGGGCUGCCAGUCCGCAGCGUGGAUUUUACCCGAGGUACCGAUAACAUCACCGUGAGGCAAGGGGACACAGCCAUCCUCAGGUGUUAUGUAGAAGACAGAAGCUCCAAGGUGGCCUGGUUAAACCGCUCYGGCAUCAUUUUUGCUGGAGAGGACAAGUGGUCCCUGGAUCCUCGAGUAGAGCUGGAGAAGAGAAACCCCCUGGAAUACAGCCUGCGGAUCCAGAAAGUGGAUGUCUACGAUGAGGGCUCCUACACAUGUUCAGUGCAGACACAGCAUCAUCCCAAGACUUCCCAGGUUUACUUGAUCGUGCAAGUUCCACCAAAGAUCUCCAAUAUCUCCUCGGACAUCACCGUGAAUGAGGGCAGCAAUGUCACCCUGGUUUGCAUGGCAAAUGGGCGUCCUGAGCCUGUCAUCACCUGGAGGCACCUCACUCCUACAGGCAGAGAGUUUGAAGGUGAGGAGGAGUACCUGGAGAUCCUGGGGAUMACACGAGAGCAGUCGGGCAAGUACGAGUGCAAAGCUGCCAACGAAGUUGCCUCAGCAGAUGUCAAGCAAGUCCGGGUCACUGUGAACUACCCUCCCACCAUCACAGAGUCCAAGAGCAAUGAAGCAGCCACGGGACGACAAGCCUUGCUGCGGUGCGAGGCAUCGGCAGUGCCCACGCCCGACUUCGAGUGGUACAGAGAUGACACCAGGAUAAACAGCGCCAAUGGCCUGGAGAUAAAGAGCACGGGGAGCCAGUCUCUGCUGAUGGUGGCCAAUGUCACUGAGGAACACUACGGGAACUACACCUGCGUGGCUGCCAACAAGCUGGGAGUCACAAAUGCCAGCCUAUACCUUUACAAACGAGUUUUACCCACACUCCCCAAUCCUUUUCCAGGACCCGGCACAGGGAGAGUAGACAACGGCUCCAUGAGUUUGGCCGUCCCACUGUGGCUUCUGGCAGCGUCCGUGCUCUGCCUACUCAGCAAAUGUUAAUACAAAUCAGAAUUAAAAAUAAUAAUAUUAAUAAUAAUUAAAAAAAACAACACGACAACAACAACAACAACACACAAAACAAAAYGCGUUAUACAGGAGACAGAGCGAAGAGAGGGGAGAGAGAAAAAAGAGGGGGGGAGAGAGAGAGACGACUGUUUCUUUCACAACUUUUGUGUGUUCAGGAGCGAAGAGGGGGGAGAGGAAAAAUUACAGCAAAGAAGACUCAGCAACAUUUAAUCCAAAACCUGAAAAGCUGGCUGUCAAGUCAUCGACUGCCUAGGAGGCAACACGAAGCACGGGAGAGAAUGGGGCACCAGCAAGGAUCGUGUCGCCGGAGGAUGCUGCAAUGUAAACAAUCCAACAAAACCCGCAAAGCCAAUCAAACAGAAGAUCCCUUUUCUUUUCUCUCCUCCUUCCUCUUUUCCAUACUCCCUCACUUUCCUUCCUUCCUCCUCUUUCUUUCUUUUGCAGAAAGAGGUCUUUGCUUCGGUGUCUAUAGCCAUUUAACUUUUUGGAUGCCCUGGGUCAUUUUUGUGAGCUAAUGCUCAGCCAGUUCAUACUUUUAAAAACAAAUUAAAAAAAAAAAAAAAAAAAAAAAAAAAAAAAAAAAAAAAAAAAAAAACAAAAAAAAAAAAGCCACAAACCAGAGCAAGUCACCUGAAGCUCUCUGCACACUGGUGUCCUGUGAAGAACCCCUUCCUCUCUUCACUUUACCCUGUGUUCAUGUGCCCUCAGCCCCUGCUAAACACCUUCUUUCCUGUCCCCUCCUUCAUGCAACAUCACYCUCUCUGGCCUGAACUAAAGCUGUGUCAACUCUACUGAAAGCCUACUUUUCUUUCUUUUCUUUUUUUCUUUUUUUUUUUAAUCCUCUUUCUCCCCCCAUCUCAAUUCAGCCAGGUGUCUUUCUCUUUCUCCUGUGUAUGUCUGUGUGCGUGCGUGCAUGCAUGUGUGGCUCUUGCUCCGUCUUCACUCUUUCUCUCUUUCUCUUGCUCUCUCUAAGCAUGCAAAGCAAACAGUCCAUGUGUACAUAUGCUCAUCCUGCUGUAGAUAAUGUCCUGCCUUGUAAGUGUGAGACAAGAUGCAGAGAGAUCACUCAGGCAGAGAAGAGGGGUGAGGAGAGAGGGGUAUUUGCAACACAGGUUCACAUCGUGCCCCUUCUUCCAUGUCCUCACUGGCUUUUUGUCUUCUGGCCACCUUGCUUGCAAGAGUCAGUCUGCACCCUUGUCUAGGCUUUUUUUCUCUCCCACCUCCAACCUGUUUGGCUCUCAGCCUCCAAGUACCAGCACAGCAGCCCAUGCUGUGCAUGAGUGCUCACACAUGCACAUGGGGUGUGCACUCAUGUGCAAUUGKCCAAGCAAGUGGAAGAAAUCAGGACUGGCCUACAGCACUGUGGACUGAAGAGUGCGGCCCAUAUUGGUCCCAGGGAUGGGAGGCUGGACCGCUGGGAUGUGAGUGAUGAGACCUUGGAUGUCACCAAGAAGCCAUUCCUUUUAGGUAUAGUGUGCGUAGGAACGAUACCUCAACCUGAAAACCACCAUCUGGUCAUCCCUAACCAUUUUGGUAGUCGUGCAAAAAUAGAGCCAAUACCCUUUUUUGUUGCUUUGUUGGUUUUGUUCUUACUGUCUUCCCUGGUAUAAAAGGAAAUGUAGACUGUGUAAAGGUGAGUGUGUGUGUGUGUGUGUGUGUGUGUGCUGUACACCACGGCUAUUACAAAACUCACUGCAAAUUCCACCUUCGAAAGAAAUUGGGUCAGAAAAUGUCCAGGACCUGUGAAUGUAAGAAAUAAAGCAAAUGUCAGGUCCAAAAUCCUGGGCUUACCAAGAAGGAGCUUAAAGUGGUGCAGCAAAGAAGCAGGCAGCACAAUUUCCCAUCUCUUAUCUCAAGGGUGUUGGUCUGGCUGGAGAGCGCUCUCGCUUGCCAUCACACUUCCCAUGGCAGAACCACAUACAAAGGUGCCAACAAGAGAUGCUUUAGUGGCUCCCAAGUGAGGAGGAGUGAAAAGGCUUUAAGAAAAUGCUGGGCAAUGGCUGGAAUUCRCCACACCAGCACAAGGAGCCAGGAGCCAGGGUGAGCAGAGGCUGCAGUGCCUGUGGGUCAGGGCAGAGGGGAGAAAACUCCUGUGUCCCUCGGCUGGUCACAAGCCAUUGUAUCCACCAGCAGCUAAGAUUGUGAAACACAGUGUGUACCUGCUAGGCAUUUGCCAUUUUGGAUAGAGGGAUGUGCAGGGAGAGCUGGAUUUAACCCACCCAAGUUGAGCGCCCAUCCCACAACAGCGCAGCGUUUUCUCAGCCGCUGAGCUUUCGAGCAGCAGCCGCUUUGCUCCUCACUCUGGCAGCACGCUCGGCAGCCUUGCUCACACGCUCUUGCAGGAAAGGGGGAAACAGCUCAGCCUUGCCACCCUCUGGUGUGCAGGAGGGGAUACCUGACGGGAAUUAAAGCAGGAAUUGCUGCCUGUGAGCCCAUCCCCACCUUUGCAUGGGUGGGGCACAGCAGUCCGACCAGGCUGCUCCCUGGUGCUCUCGCCUUGCACUGCGGUGCUGCCUCUGCGCUGCUGAGCUCAGCUAUUCCAGGCAGCAGCAGGCGUGCAAUUAAGCAGCCAGUCAAAGGCUCCUCCCAGGCAGCCAGAAAAGCCAGGAAAUUUAUUAAAGAGAGACACGAGAGACUAAAGUCUGGGCUUUGCAAGAGCUGAUGUACAGCUGCUGUGGGAUUGGAUGGUGGUAAUUUGUGCUCCUCCACACCCCAAAGCCAUACCUGCAAGAGGGUGCAAGUUGCAAGUGGGCAACUGGUGCUUAAAAUCUACCCAAGGCAUCCAGGAAUGGCUCCCUUCUUCCAAGACAGGGCGAUUAUUGAUAAGACUUGGGCAUCCCCUUUGGAGACCAGUGUGUGUCAGCCCAGGAAAACAAUGCCCUGUGUCCUUCAGAGCAUCUAGACAUCCCAGUCCUUGUGCCAAACCUUCAGGAGGGGCAUGUAAUUCACAGUCUUAGUAACAAGUCCAGAUUUUCUGCUGCAACAGGGCUUCUCUUUCCCCUGGUACAGCCAUGAUUGUUCCUGAUCCCAGAUCCCAGGUCUGGGACCUGCACCCUUUCCAGCAUUAUGGCACGAGGGAAAACGCCCUUGCUCUUUCUCAGAGCCRUACCCAUGCCUGGAUUUAUUGUCACAGGCUUGUUGAAAAAGGUGGGCAGCCUGCAGUGUCUAGGCUGCUCCUAAGGGCUGAGUCAAGCCCAUUUUGGGUUUUUUUCAUGUCAACCUGGUUGCCAUGGUAGCACCUGUCCCAUGUGUUCUCUGCAUGUGUUUUUGUCACCGUGGGGUCACUCUUAGACACUGGGGUCACACACGUCAGAYCCCUGUGGUGUGGUGGUGGUCAUCAAGUCCGGUACCUCAUUAUCUCAUGUUUUGGUUUGAAGGAGUUUUGAGGGGAUGGUUUUUUAGAUGUCAAGGCGCAGAGGCUAUGAUUAAAGGGAAAUAUGUCACUAAAAGCAGGGCAUCCAUGUUUUGAAGCCACCAGCCCAUUAGUGGGGGAAACAGCCCCAGCCCCAGUGCUGGGAUCUGGUCUUUCCUGCAGACCCUGGGCAGAUCUUUGCCUCUGUUGUGUAGGUGUGAAACAGGGUGAAAGCCAGGUAAUUGCAGACCUCUCUGAGAAAAGCCACCAACACCAGGUAUGCCUGUUUGCAGCAGUGCUGAGAACCCCACUCCUGGCAAUGUCUGUUCUGGGAGUUGUGGGUAGGCUGGAGCUCAAUUUUCUGCAAGAAUCUAAUUCUGUGAGCUGCAGUGUGCCUCACAGGAUGCUGUAAAAAUCCCAAUGUCUCCUGAACCCAAGCAGGGAUUGCUCAAAGCACCUSUCAAGAGAUGAGCCCAGAUGAAUAUAGGCCACAUAGACAAAGGUCUAAUGCUUUUCCCCAUUUUUCUCUCCUCCACCCUCUGACAGAGAUGUUGCAAUGGGUUUUCUCAUGUCUCAGGCCCUUCUCUCUGAAACUCUUUCUCAUCAUCAUCUCUUCUCCCCAUUUACAUUUCCCAUCACCUCCCAAAAAGCUGUGUUCUUGCUUCCUGCUGCCUCUCAGCUGGUUGGGGACCAGGGAAGAUGGGAGUUUAGAAUGGGACACCAGUUCCUUGAGCUUGUCAGUGUAAUUGUGUUUGAUUGAUGGAGAUUUAACAUUUAGUGUUAUAAAAAGAUACGAGCAAAAUGGAAAAAAAAAUUGUAUUUCUUCUACUGGUUUGUAAAUAUUACAAGAGUUACAUGAGAUGUCUGGUAAUGUCCAAGCAGAGGAACAAAAACUUAGAUUUCAUAUAUGGCCCCAUAAUUGCUAGCAGAUUUCUAACCCUUUUCGGAUGACCGAGAGGAGGGGUGAAGGCAAGUCUUUCUGAAAGGAACUGGACAGGGGAAAUGCAGCCACCCCGAGCCACAUGAACUCCAUGCAUGAUUGUAGCAUGUUGCUUGGAGCGUGUGCCUGGCCAGAUGGAAAACGAAGCAAAUGCCUGUCUCUGAACGGCUGUGAAGGGCAAUGUGGGAUGCUCCAGCCGACACCUGUACCUUGGCAGUUGUGUUCAUUUCUGUUUGUUUGCAGCCCCGCCCUUGCGGGCUCGUUGCUCAGUGAUGCGCCCUCUUCCUCCUCCCCCGUACCCGCUUUCUUCACCRGUGAAGUUGUGUCGCCCCACGCUAGCCCCGAGUGCAUGUGAACGUGCCAUUCAUGGAGAUUUCAUUGGUGACAUGCAUUGUGUUGAGAGUUAAGUCUUUGUCUGCACAUCUUUCUCACACCACUGACUGUUCACCACUCGGGCAGAUCGCUCGUGCACUGCUGCUUGUCCCACUUUUGCUCAAAGAACAUCCAAGCCCCACCAGCUCUUCUUAGCUCCAGGUGCAUCCAGAUCAUGCCCCGCAGGCCACCUGUCUGAGCAACCCCGUUUGGAAAGUCCAAGCACACGGCAUGGACAAAGCCACCAUCAAAAAAAACACGUGGUCUCCAGGCUGAGUGGAAGCUACACAUCUGGAAGGAAUUUGGGGGAGCAGCAGCGAGUCCUGAUGAAACAAGAGGAUCUGGGAAGUCRGAGGAGUUGUGCCAGAGUCCUUCACAGCCCCACCAGCAGAUGAUUAUUUCAGCUCAAUUUUUGUGCAGUGUUCCAUCACUUCGCCYUUCCCUGGUGAGGGAAUCUAUGGGCACAGGGAAACACCUCUUCUCCUCCUAUCCCCUCACACYUCUGCUUCCUCUCCUCCAAGCGCACUGACCUGCAGCCCAAAACCAUCAUGGUGCUUGAUGUGAUGUAGCAACUGACAUGGGGGAUGGCUGACCAAGACAGUAUGACAGAGGAGGUGCCAGGGGGGUGAGCAGUUCUCUCUCUUUCUCUCUCUCUCUCUUUCUCUCUCCUGAUGGURCACAAUCUUACUGCUUCUCUGACUCAAGGGCACAAAACUUCUUGAGUUAGGGAUGCCGGGAGCAAGCUGUCCUAUGGGAAGAGCAAAACUUGAGGYAGGGAAGUGAUGGAGAAGCUGGAUGGUCAUUUCCAAGAUGUGCUGCCAAUGGAAAAGGGUAGGGAUGAGUGCUGUCCAUCGUCCAUGCGCAGAACACUCAGGUUCACCAGCGAGGAGACUGUGGCCUCUCAACGCUAACCUUAGAGUGGCUUCAUUUGCAGUGGGAUGCCCAGAAGAUGAUUUUUUUUUUUUAAAUUGCAUGACUCUGCUGACUUAAGAGCUGUGUCACACCAUUAAAACCUCUUUCACUUUUCCUUCUUGUAACUUGCUAGAACAAUGAUCGGGCAGCUCCCACAGCCCCCCCAAAUUUUGCCUAAUGGUUGGCUCCCAYUAGGGCAAUAUAUGGUGCUUGUUUGUUAGUUCACUCACUGUAACGGGGGAACAGAACUCAUCUUGGUGACAGCAUGUCGGUGUGGGGGUCAGGGGGAGGUAGGGAGGUGAGGAGAACGGCCAAGGCAGGGCAUGGGUGAGAGGAGACACUCUCCUAAUCAGCCCAGGUGGGGAGCAAAGGGGUCUUCACUCACUACAGGCCUGGUUAUCUGGUGCCACAGCAAUGGAGACUGCCCUGCAAGACUUGUAGAACUGCCCAGAUGGCACAGAAGGAAGGGCAAUGACAGGGGGACAUGACUGCAGCACAGGCAGUGGGGGCUGCACGAGCAGCAGGGUUCCUGGGCAGCACAGAUGGGGAAGGGACAGAGAUGGCAUCCCAGGAGAGCUCUUCUUUCCCUGCCUGUCCUCAUGGUGUGCCUGGAGCUCCCUCCCGGCCUCCCUCUGCUCGCCAUGCAGCGAUGGGCCUCAGCGGGUAAAUGACACCRCGGUGGCUCCAGCGUGUCCUGAGAAAGGUGUGUGGGUGUUUAUGUCCCUAACAGAGAGGUCACGGGUGGAGAUGAGGAGCAAGGCUUACCCAGGAGCCAKCCAGAGAGGAGAUCACCUCCUGAGCAGGGCUGUCCUUCUGCACARUUGUGACAUUGGCUCCCCUUGGGCACGCACAGGCGCAUACGCACACCCCACCAGCUCCACCGCGCACACACAGCGCUCCUGGGCCCCUUUCCCUUCUCUUGUCACGCACAGUUGGGUGGGAACUCAGCCAUGGCUCUGUUUGUGACACACACAGCUCCCUGGUGGCCUCCCAGGAAUCCAGGAAUCCAGGAGAAGGCGUGUGCACUCCAGUGCCUGUGCCUGCGGGAGCACAUGCGUGUGCCAGGAAAGGGAGGAGGGGGCACAGAGCGUGAACCUGCCUCUGCAGUGCCACCAUCACCUCCCAAAAUCAUUCAGCUUUCCCAGCUGGAGCCAAAAUUCAUCCUCUAGACCUUGAGAAUGAAGGCYAGUCCCUUCUUCUUGCUACACGGUGGGGUGGUUAGAACUCUCCUCAUUAACAGUGUUAUAUACAUAUAAAUAUAUAUAUAUAUCUAUAUCUUUAUAUAUAUUUUUCCCCAGCACUGUAGACAUGAGCUGAACUUCUCUUUAACGAAACGAGAAAAUGGCCAUUUUAUUUUUUGCCAUUGUUUUGGUUUUGAAACUAGCUCUGUGAAAGGAAGUUUUAAAAGCGCAAGUGUGUGUGUAAAAGAACCGAUCAAAAYGACUAAACAAGCCAACAAACAAAUGAACAAAACCCAGUGAUGGAAAAAGWAAAAAAAAGAAGCUUUUUAUUUUUUCUUUUCUCAAUGUAUUUAACUUCUGUUAUCUCGUUUCUGUUUCUUUACAUGUAUGAAUGCUCUGCUCUUCUGUGAUCUUAAAAAAAAAAAUACAAAAAAAUACAAAAAUUAAAUAAACGUGAAAAGGAGGUAAUGUUUCUUCAUUUCCCUUCCUUUCCUUGCCUACUCUGGCUUGUCUCCUCUCUGAUCAUG